UAAAUAAUGGAACUUAUAUCAUUAAGAUUUGGAUUUUUCUUUUUUAAAGUAUUAAGUAAACUCCAAAUGAAAUUAUCUUGGUAUUUAAGAUUUUUAUACGUAUUUAAAAGUUGAGGGAAAGGAGGGAUUUGUUGAGAAAUUGGGUGAAAUUUUAGAGAGAGAAGGGUGAAACUUGGAAUUAAUCAAAGAAGAGAAAAGAGGGAAAUUAUUUUAUAAAUAGGAAAAGAAAAGGAAAAGAAAAGGAAAAGAAAAGGAAAAGAAAAGAGAAGAGGGAGAGAAGAAAACCCUAGCCGCGCCGCCGCCGCCGCCGCGAGCCGCCGCCGCCGCCGUCGCGAAACCCUAGCCGCCUACCCACGCCACACGCACAGCCGCGCCAGAAUUCGUCCAAGCUUCCUCGCACGCCGAAGCCGAGUCGAAGCCGUCCAUUCACGCGUCUGCAAGACGACUGGAAGCCGAAGCCACCCCUCGCGCCGCUUCGAUCCGAGGCAGAUCAGCCGAAACUCGUCGCGCCCCGAAGCCGAGAUCCAUCUCCACGUCGAAGCCGCGUCGCCAGCCGAACGCGUCUGCAAAUCGGAGCCGCGAACGCGCCUACACCCGAGCCGCACCGAAGCCGCGAACGCGCCUGCCUCCAGCCGACGGACGAAACCGAACCCGGAACCACCACCCGCGCGUCCGAACCCGGAACCGCCCGCGCGCCCGAAACCGAAACCCGCGUCCGCGCCACACGUGCCCAGCUCUCCCCGCGUGCAGCCGCGCCGCGCCGUGCGUUCCGCGUAGCCGAGCCGCGCCCCCUCCCUGUAGCAAGCCGAGCCGCACGCGAAGUCCCUGUACCGAGCCGAGCCGCGCCUACGCCAAGCCGAGCCGGUCCUGUCUUCUUCCAGUCGAGCCGCCAAGCCUGUUUUGGCUCCUUCCACCUAAAUUUUUGCAAAUUGGACCAAAUAGCUGCUGCAGCUUAGGACUUCCUCAGUAGGAACCCAUCUAGCAACAUCUCGAGGUAGAGGACGAGGUAAGGGCAAGGGCAAACUGGCGAGCGACUCGAAGUGAGACCGUGAAGGGCCAUAGGGGCUACCGCUUCCGCUUACCUUUAUUUCAGAUUUUCGCACUUGAGUUCGAGUACUUUCAUUAUUUACCAUCUUUAUGUAGAUAGGGCCCGCUUAGGGAUUUUAAACUUAACUCGUAUUUCUACAUGUUACUUUAACUAUCUUUCAUAAAUAAAUUUGCUAGAUUUCUUUGCAUUUAUUUACACCAGAUUUUAUGACUUAAACACUGAUCCUAGAUUUAGUAACCACUUCGAUUCAGCAUAAAGAGUCGGGUCGUUACAGUUGGUAUCAGAGCGCAGUGUUUUAGGUCCUGUAGACUGACUUAUGAUGUAAGUCAUUUUGUUUUGAUUUUACCUCACCCUAUGGCUAUACGGUCCUUCGUCACUCGCCAGGUAUGCCUAAAGCUUUACAAAUAUUAAGAUUAUAAUGUUGCCUGAUUAGAUUAGACUUAGAGAGAGAAUAUUGAGCUCUAGUGGUGAAAAAUUUGUUGGUGAAUUUUAGGAAGAAUGCCGCCACGUAGAGGUGCACGUCGAGGAGGUGGCAGGGGAGGCAGAGGAGCCGGUCGUGGCCAACCGGCGGAGCAACCUGCCGCGCCGCCAGUCAACCCCGACGUACCAGUCAACCCUAAUGCACCGGUCACUCAGGCGGAUCUCGCCGCAAUGGAGCAGCGUUACCAGGCCAUGCUGCAAGCUGCUCUAGCGCCGUUCCUCGCUGCUCAGCAGAACCAGGCCGCCCCUGUUCAGGACCAGCCUGUAGUCCCUCCAGCCCCUGUUCAGGACCAGCCCGUCAUCCCUCCAGCCCCGGUGGAAGCUCAGCCGGUGCCAGUACAACUGUCAGCUGAGGCCAAGCACUUGAGGGAUUUUAGGAAGUACAACCCGAAGACUUUCGACGGAUCCUUGGACAACCCCUUUAGAGCCCAGCUGUGGUUGACAUCCAUAGAGACGAUCUUCAGGUACAUGAAGUGCCCAGAAGACCAGAAGGUGCAGUGUGCAGCUUUCUGUUUGGAGGAUAGGGGGACUGCCUGGUGGGAGACUGCUGAGAGGGCGCUGGGAGGAGAUGCCAGCAAGAUCACAUGGGAGCAAUUCAGGGAGAGCUUUUAUGCUAAGUUCUUCUCUGCCAACGUGAAGCACGCCAAGCUCCAAGAGUUCCUAAACUUGGAGCAAGGCAAACUGAGCGUGGAACAGUAUGAUGCCGAGUUCGACCUGUUGUCCCGUUUUGCCCCUGAUGUGGUAAGGGAUGAGGCCGCCAGGACUGAGAGAUUUGUUAAUGGCCUCAGGUUAGACCUCCAGGGUUUUGUACGAGCUCUUCGACCAACCACUCAUGCGGAUGCUCUACGCAUAGCACUGGAUCUGAGCCUGCAUGAGAGAGCUGGUCAAUCUAAGGUUGUCGGCACAGGGUCAGCCUCGGGACAGAAGAGGAAGGCGGAGGCGCAGCCCGACGUAAUACCACAGCGGACUCCGAGGUCAGGAGGUGUCUUCCAGAGACACCGUCGGGAGCUGGCAGCAGCUGGGAGAACUUUGAGAGAGCUACCCACUUGUACUACCUGUGGGAAGGUCCAUGGAGGACAAUGUUUAGCUGGGAGUGGAGUCUGCUUCAGGUGCAGGCAGCCGGGGCACACCGCUGAUGCGUGUCCUCGGAAACCCUUAGAGACGACGCCACGUCAGCCCUCUGCUCCCCAGCAAGGGAGAGUCUUUGCCACGAACCGGCAGGAGGCCGAGCGAGCUAGUACGGUGGUGACAGGUACGCUCCCAAUCUUGGGGCAUUAUGCUUUGGUACUAUUUGACUCGGGGUCAUCGCAUUCAUUUAUAUCCUCUAUUUUUGUCAAGCAUGCGGGUUUAGAAGUAGAACCGUUGGGUAGUGCCUUGUCUGUCUCUACUCCUUCUGGAGAGGUCCUUUUGUCUAAGGAAAAAAUAAGGGCAUGUUGGAUAUGCAAGAUUUCGAUGUAA
Molecule: messenger RNA, 2986 nt
Organism: Cucumis melo (muskmelon)
Lineage: Eukaryota; Viridiplantae; Streptophyta; Magnoliopsida; Cucurbitales; Cucurbitaceae
Exons: 4
Coding region: 1547-2986 (479 amino acids)
Biological process (GO): proteolysis
Molecular function (GO): aspartic-type endopeptidase activity; zinc ion binding; nucleic acid binding
Source: RefSeq, a predicted model, not a curated record